Molecule: messenger RNA, 1416 nt
Organism: Macadamia integrifolia
Lineage: Eukaryota; Viridiplantae; Streptophyta; Magnoliopsida; Proteales; Proteaceae
Product: GDSL esterase/lipase At1g33811
Exons: 5
Coding region: 73-1203 (376 amino acids)
Molecular function (GO): hydrolase activity, acting on ester bonds
Source: RefSeq, a predicted model, not a curated record
AACAUCUAGCUAGGGUUUUGACAGACUACUUGAGAGUAUAGUGGGGGAACUAGGAUAACAAAGUAACAUAUCAUGAGGGGGUCUAGUGAUCAAUUGGUUCUGGUGAUCAGUUUGGCUCUGGUGUGGCUAUGUAAUUAUAGGGGUGUUACUUCACAGAACCUUCAUGAUAAUCAGGUUCCAUGUUUCUUCAUCUUUGGAGACUCCUUGGUCGACAAUGGAAACAACAAUGGGAUACUUACACUUGCUAGGGCCAACUACAGGCCUUAUGGCAUUGAUUUUCCACAGGGUGUCACUGGGAGGUUCAGCAAUGGUCGAACCACAGUAGAUGUCCUAGCACAACUUCUAGGGUUUCCGGAUUUUAUUCCACCAUAUUCAAGAGCAAGAGGCCCCACAUUGCUAAGAGGAGUAAAUUAUGCAUCAGGGGCGUCUGGCAUCCGGGAUGAAAGUGGCAACAAUCUGGGAUAUCACACGUCCAUGAACCAACAAGUAUCAAACUUUGCUACAACAGUGCAACAGAUGAGGAGGUUUUUCAGAAGAAACGACACUGCACUCUAUAGUCAUCUAAGCAGAUGCAUCUUCUACUCAGGACUUGGAAGCAACGAUUACCUCAACAACUAUUUUAUGCCUGACCUCUAUACAACUAGCAGAGAUUUCACUCCCAAAUCUUAUGCAACUUCACUUCUUCAGGACUAUUCCAGCCAACUAACGGAACUAUACCAGUUGGGGGCACGCAAGGUGGUGGUAACAGCAGUUGGCCAAAUUGGUUGCAUACCUUAUGAGUUAGCCCGGUAUAACGGCAACGGCAAGGAAAAUAGUAGCAGCUGCAAUGAGAGCAUCAACAAUGCGAUCAUUCUUUUCAACUCAGGCCUUCAAAAAUUGGUUGAUCAUUUCAACAAAGGGAAAUUUCCAGGGGCGAGAUUCAUAUAUGUCAACUUAUUUGAAAGUUCUAAAAGGCUUAUAACAAAUGCAGCAUCUUAUGGGUUUGAAGUGCUUGACAAGGGUUGCUGUGGGUUGGGAAAGAAUAAUGGGCUACUCACAUGUCUUCCACUGCAACAACCCUGUGAUGACAGAACAAAGUAUGUGUUUUGGGAUGCAUUUCAUCCUACUGAGGCUGCAAAUAACAUUCUUGCCAGGAUAUCUUAUGCUUCAAAGCUAUGUUCUGAUGCAUACCCCAUGAAUAUUCAGCAACUGGCAAUGCUUUAAGAUUCUUAUGGCUUAUUAACCAGGAGGGCAUUAUUGUGGGAGAAAGUCGAAACAUAUUUGUUGAUUUGAUGCUUUGUGUUUUAUCCAAUGGUUAGGAUGUCGAAGUUCAAAAUCUCUCUCUCUCUCUCUCUCUCUUGCUUAGAAGGUCUGGACUGAUAGAAAUAGGGAUGUAAAUGGAUUGGAUAUGAAUUGAAUUCGGAUUAGAUGUGAUCA